AUGGAUGGUAUAGCGACAGUGUAUUAUACGGUGACGACGACGGAUACUACAUCGAUCACGGACGAUACGGUGACGACGACAGAUACUACAGCGACCGCGGAUGGUACGGUGACGACGAAGACUGCAGCAACGGCGGAUAAUACUAAGGCUAGAGGUCCGCACCUGUGGAGCCGGGCCUAUAGAGGCAACGCGCUGUCCGCUUCGGAGCGCGAAACCCUUGCGGGGCUUGCUAUCGAGACGGACACCCGUGAUUUCGCAUCCUCCUUGAGGAACAUAACGGAAGGAAUUGUGGACGGAAAUAAGGGAAAGCAUUGGAAGAUUCGAUUCAAGGGGGACGAAAUCGUGAUGCGAGAUGUUGGCAUGAAAAUCCUGCGCUGGGUGAACAGGUUCAAGGAGAUCGGCGACAUUAUCGUUCAGUAUGAUCCUGGACAUUCUGCGCUGCCAUGGGCGGGAUUUCGGUUUUUGCUGAAGCUCUUGCUGGAUAAACAGGAAACAGUGGACGCCAUCUUGGUUGGACUCGAGAAGACUGCCUACCUCAUCCAUCGGUGCGCGAUCUACGAGCUUCUCUAUUUUACCGAAGCGACCCGGGCAUCGAAAAACCUGGAGCUAUCAAUGCUUGCUCUUUACGUGGCGAUCUUAAAGUUCCUUGCAAAAGCUAUCCAGAGAUCGAAAGUUGAGUAUUCCUCGUCGGACAAAGCGUUCCCUGCUAAUCCUUCCACAGAUACCCGCGUAGAGGCGGUAUUCACAACGGGAGAGAUUGUCGAGUACUUCGAGGAUGUCACUAGCUUGGAGGAAACGGUCGAACGGGAUGCUGCUGUCGCUGAAGCUCAAUGCUUCGAAAGCCUUCGAACGCUACUGGACGAUAUCAAUAUUUUGACGUCACGUCUUAGUCCUCAGAUCGAUGGGAUACAACAAAGAUUAGAAGGGUCUAGGAGGUCCGAUAUCCUGGAAUGGAUAUCAAAAAUCCCGUACACGAACCACCACAAGCGAAUUAGUGAAGUACGUCUAAAAGGAACUGGCGAGUGGCUCUUUAAGAAGACGGAGUACCACAAUUGGAGAUCAUCGAGCGCUUCGAAAUUGUUGCUGUUGAGGGGAAUCCCUGGAGCCGGCAAAACAUUCAUCGCAUCGAGGGUUAUUGACUCGUUCCUUUCAAGUCCGAAUGCAGAGAAAUUGGCGUACUUUUACUGUAACCGAGCUGAGGAAAAUCGCCGGCAGCCCGAGAGCAUCUUGAAUACGCUUAUCCAGCAGCUGGCCCAGACCGAGUCCGACGAUGACAAACUCUUAAUGCCGCUCGUCUGCAUCUACGAGGCACGGGAAAAAAGAGGGCAAAAGUCCUCGCAUCUGACCUUGACAGAAAGCCAGGAGCUCCUCGUGCAACUCACAGAUAUAUAUCCGCAGACGACGAUUUGCAUCGAUGCGUUGGAUGAAGUGGAAAACGAAACCCGAAUACAGUUGCUAAAGUCGCUCAAAUAUGUUGUUGAAACAUCCAAGAACCGAGUCAAGAUUUUCGCCACCACCCGAAUGGACAUCGACAUCCUCCGGCAGCUUGAGAUGUUUCCAAGGAUCGACUUGCAACCUGAUGACAAUGUCGGCGACAUCAACCGGUUCGUGGAAACGAAGGUUCGGGGCACAAUCGAUGACGGACUGCUGCUCGAUGGUGUUGUCGACCGCGCGCUCAACGCCGAGAUAUGCGACGUCCUUUGCGAGCGAUCCAAGGGAAUGUUCCAACUAGCCGCUCUUCAGGUUACAUUUCUCUGCGAUAUGACCACGCGAAAAGACGUAAUAAACAGCCUCAAGGUUCUUCCGGAGACCCUGACAGCUGCAUACGGUGAAAUAUACAAGCGGAUACUGAGCCAAAAAGGAAGCGCACCCCGACUUGCGCUCAACGCGUUCCGGUGGAUCCAGUGUUCGUACGAACCGUUGGCAUCCGAAACCUUACUCGAUGCGGUCACAGUGGAACUUGACAGCUCGGGAGAAUUCUCCCAUGACAAGAUACAGGUGAAUGACGUGUUGAAGGCGUGUCAAAAUCUCCUGAUUCUGGACGAAGGUCUGGACGUGUUCCGCUUCGCACAUCUUUCUGUCGACGAAUAUUUCGAGACCCAG
Molecule: messenger RNA, 2103 nt
Organism: Tricharina praecox
Lineage: Eukaryota; Fungi; Ascomycota; Pezizomycetes; Pezizales; Pyronemataceae
Exons: 6
Source: RefSeq, a predicted model, not a curated record